UGGAAACGAAGAUUGUUUGUGGUGACUGACUGAAAGUGUUAGAGAGUUCGAGAGAGGAGAGACGAAAGGACGAGCUGCCCGAGUCACUCACCUGUAGCGCUACAGGGGGGACGCAUUCACACUGGUUUUACUUUCUGAAUUUUUCUUCCGAACUCGAAGUGCUGAGGUUGAGUUUUUAGUCAUGACUGAGGCAGUCAUCCCCAACGGCUGCCCGAGCGGCGAGGUCGCCGAGAACGGCUACUUUAAAAAGGGCUGUAACCCGCUGGCACAGACGGGGCGCAGUAAGCUCCAGAAUCAGAGAGCGAGCCUCAACCAGCAGAUCAUCAAACAGAUGAGGAUGAGAGCAGGGGCUGAGAACCUUCUUAAGGCCACAUCCAAUAAUAAAGUGCGAGACAUGGUUCUAUUGGAGUUGAGUUAUGUGAACGCUAACCUGCAGCGUCUUAUGGAACAACUGGAGGGUCUGAACAGCUCAGUGGAAGUUUACCAGAAUGUACAUGGUUCGGUCAGCAUCCCCCUCAUUCCUCUGGGUUUGAAGGAGACCAAAGAUGUGGACUUCACUGGUCCUUUCAAGGAUUUUAUUCUUGAACAUUACAGUGAGGAUGGUGCAAGCUAUCAGGAUGAGAUUGAUGAUCUGAUGGACCUCAGAAAGGCAUGCCGCACUCCAAGCCGCAAUGAUGCAGGGGUUGAGCUACUCUCAAACUACUUCAGCCAGCUGUCCCUUUUGGAGAGCCGCUUCUACUCCCCCAACCGCCAAAUGGGCAUUUUCUUCACAUGGUAUGACUCUUUCACUGGCGUGCCGGUGUGCCAACAGAACAUGUCUCUGGAGAAAGCCAGCGUCCUCUUCAACAUUGGCGCCCUCUACACCCAGAUCGGCACUCGCAGCGACAGACAGACGCGCACCGGCCUUGAGGAAGCCAUUACUGCCUUCCAGAGAUCAUCUGGAGUUCUACAUCACCUGAAGGAGACUUUCACACACACUCCUAGCUAUGACAUGAGCCCAGCCAUGUUGAGUAUGCUGAUAAAGAUGAUGCUAGCACAGGUUCAGGAGUGCCUGUUUGAAAAGCUUGCUCUGCCAGGGAUCCGUAAUGAGUUCUUCAACUUGAUCAGAAUGGCACAGGAAGCUGCUAAGGUGGGAGAAGUGUAUGACCAGGUCCAUCAGUCAAUGAUCCAGAUGCCCAUUAAGGACAACGUACCCUUUUUCUGGUCCACGAUGGCGCAAGUGAAGACCCAGCACUAUCGCUCCCUUGCUCAUUACUUCAUCUCCACUGCUCUAUUGGAUCACCAGAUAAACCCCAGUGAUGAUGAGGAUAAGCAGGAGAAAGCUCUAUCUCAGCUGUAUGACGCAAUGCCAGAUGGACGCUCACCUCUUGACAUCCUGCGACAGAAAGACGAGAGGCGCCACAUAGGUAAGGCUCACCUGAAGCGUGCAAUAAUUGGCCAGGAAGAAGCGCUGCGCAUCCAAGGGCUCUGCCGUCACCUCCGAAAGCUGGACAUGCUCAACAACAUCCUGCAGGCCAGCCACAAGCGGUCUCUCAGCAAGUUCGAACAGUAUGACAAUGAAGACGAGUUCACUGACUACAUGGACGCACCAGACAUCAUCUCUAAAACUGAGCAGAAAGCUGAAAUGGAAGUUCCUGCCUCCAUUAAGGGCCCGCUGUCUGUGUUCUCGGCAAAGCAGAGGUGGACAGCACCGCGCACAGUCAGACUGAAGCUUGAGGAUAGAGACCUGGGAUUCACUCUGAAGGGGGACGCUCCUGUCCAGAUCCAGUCGCUGGACCCCCUUUGUUAUGCAGCCGAGGAUGGAUUGAAAGAGGGCGAUUACCUGGUUGCCGUGGGUGAUACAGAUUGCAAAUGGAUGGGGGUGAGCGAUGUCAUGAAGCUGCUGAAAGAUGUGGAUGAGGAAGGCAUCGACAUUAAAGUGGUCAGCAUGAUGGACAGCAGCAGCCAGCCAAUGCCAGCAAAAAGUGCCACGUAUUCCGGUGGCCUGCCCAAGACUUACUCCAUGAUCUGUCUGGCUUUCGACGAUGAUGACAAGAAUCCGAAGGGGCGCAAAGUGACCAAGAAGAUGUCCUUCCUCAGCUGGGGGGUGAAGAACAAGCACAAGAGUGCCAGCACCCUCAGCCUGCCCACUGCGGACUACAGCGGAGCACUGCCCAUACACAAACCCUGCCCCACCUUCCCCAGCUCCUACAAUGACAGUGCCCUCUACUAAACGCAACACGCAGGCAUGCACACUCAGACUGAACAAAUGUUACAUCCACAAACACUAAUCAGCCUAUUCUGUUCCACAGGGAGGAGGAAGUGGAUCGGUCAUAAGGAAAACAAAAGCACCUUGCACAAAAUCUUAAAUGAAAUGUCAAAAGCUUUUUCGUGAAUAGCAUUUAUACCAGCUGAGGAAAGUUUUAAAGGCCGGAGGAUGACUUGCAUUAUUCCUUUUUAGUCUACAGUUAACCCAAGUGUUAAAAAUAGGAUUUACUUAUGUGGGAUGUUAGGAAAUUCAGUAGAAUAUAUGCUAUAUAUCUGUUCAACUGUGCCAUUUAUGGGAGGAAAUCUGAUGAUGCAUAUACUUUUUUCAGGAGCUAAAAGGACUCUGGUUUUAUCAAUCAAAUGACUGCUGCUGCUGUACAAUUUUUCCCAUGUUUUGCUGUAUUUUUGUACUGAAACGUCAAAGAUGAUUGUGAGGUGAAGCUGUUUUCCUUGGUUAAGCGUGGUGUUUGCUUAGGUUAGUUUUUUUUUUUUUUUUUUUUUUUUUUUUUUUUAAGCUGUUGCGUAAAACUCCUGGGAUAUUGCCAGAUUUUCUUUUAGUGGCCGUCUUACACUCCUGUCCUUCGCCUGCACUCUGUAGUUGUUAGCAUAGAAAUAGAUUCGUCCUACUGUCGUCAGCCAUCUGUGGCAUUUGCGCGCAGGGCACUGCUGCCAAAUGGAACCUUUUCACUCUAGUUCUGUUCCUCUUGGGAUUAGAGGACAGGUCACUAAAGUUCAGUAAAGUUCCCCAUUGCCUGCAGGAUUUUCUCUCACUUUUGCGAUCUUGUUUCUGUUCAGGGGUAGUUCAGGAGCUUGGUGAGAUUUGGAUGUUCUUAAACUUUGUGUCGUGUGGAUGAUUUGUGAGAUAUUGUGGCAACUGUAGUGUGAAGGUUGUGAGUGUAAGAAUUUGUUGAAUGUGGAAUUUAUGUGGUGGUUAUUUUUUUUUUUAAACGUUAAUUUACAUGACUCUACGUGAACUGUUCAAUGCACAUGGAAGGGAAUAGACUCUGGUGGUGCUUGGGUCAAAUAUAUUACCAAACUCAAGCUUGAAGGCUUAAAAAAAAAACAAACAAACAAAAAAAACCAUUUAAUAUUUUCCCACUUCCUAUUUUUAUGUAUUUACUAACACUUUUCAAAGUGUUGGAUAUAUCUCACUGUCUACAAGGUAGAUUCUUAUGCAUAUUUGAUAAUCAAAUAAGUAAGAUGCACAAAGAGAAAAAGAUCUAUAAAUGUAAGUUUGUAUUCAUCAGAGCCUUUUGUCGUGUUUAGUGAUUUUGUCCAACUGUGGCUGGGUGUACAUGUUGUUGAGUAGAUUUUUGAUGCCACAGGUGAGCAGUUAGUUGCAUUCCAUCUGUACUGCUUUCUUUAAACUACAUCAAAUGGACUUUUAUAUGUGUACAAUUAAGUAUUUGAAUUCUUCCCUCUACUUUUUUUCUUCGAUGUUGCUGUCGUUGGUCGCUUUUUGUCUUAUUCUCCUUCAAGACUGGAUAUCCAAGACUGCUCUUUGUGAAACAAACUCCUUUGCUUGUAAACUUUGUAUUAUGAAUGUCUUUCUCUCAAGUGUCUUCACUAGAGUAGAAAAAUGUAGAAUCCUCUAUUUAAACUGAAUGAGAUUAAUAAUGAAGAUUAAGUGUUAAAUGUUGAUACAAAAUCCUCAUAGCAGGUAGUAAGGUCAAAUGUGCAAGCUGAUUAAUGCUCCUUUUAAACGUUUUAUAGUAGCUCACUAUUAAAAGAACGUAUUUAUGUUUAUUUUAUGGUUUAAGUAUUAAUGUAUUCUCAACGAUUUAGAACAGCAGCAAAAGGCAAGUAUUCCAUAUAGUUACUGUACCCAUGGGGUUUAGGUAUGAAUGAUAUUUUUGUUUAAACUGGUCACACUCCUCUGUGGCCAAACCCUUCCCAUUCACUUUGCCCUUAUGCUUGCUUUGGUGUUUCUGCUGUCUGUGUACAGUGGAAUUUGGUGAUGUGUUUUAUUUGACUUCUGUCACUUUAUAUCUUAUACAUGUAAACCUGAAGUUAAAUAAAAUAUGGGGUGAUGUUUCAGUUUUCCUUUA
Pygocentrus nattereri (red-bellied piranha) is the source of this 4295-nucleotide messenger RNA. RefSeq names its product rhophilin, Rho GTPase binding protein 2 (gene rhpn2). The coding region runs from base 182 to 2212 and encodes 676 amino acids. Gene Ontology annotation, molecular function: protein binding. The record is from RefSeq and is a predicted model, not a curated record. The transcript is spliced from 15 exons. Gene Ontology annotation, biological process: negative regulation of stress fiber assembly; signal transduction. Lineage: Eukaryota; Metazoa; Chordata; Actinopteri; Characiformes; Serrasalmidae.